Molecule: messenger RNA, 673 nt
Organism: Macrobrachium nipponense
Lineage: Eukaryota; Metazoa; Arthropoda; Malacostraca; Decapoda; Palaemonidae
Exons: 7
Coding region: 29-673 (214 amino acids)
Source: RefSeq, a predicted model, not a curated record
CCCGAAGAAGUGACUAGGAGGGAGGAGAAUGGCCAUCUUGUCGUCCUGUUUGUGUUGCAGCCUGCUACUCGGCUCGAUCAUCGCUGGCGUCUACGUAACGAUUGUGUAUUUGGCAGCCUUCAUCGUGAGUGUUUGGUGGAUAGUCGAAGCUGAAGGUAACGCAGCGGCUGACGAGGAACAUACUGGAACGGUGCCGAUUCCCAUUCCAGCGUAUCUGCUCAGUCUGGGAUAUUUCAUCGUCAUAGUCAUGUCGGUCUGGAUGCUUCAAGGCCUCUACAGGAAAAACGAGAAGGCCCUGUUGGUGUGGGUGUUCGUCAUGACGCUCUUCUGCUUUCCGGAGAUGGGAAUGGUAAUCUUCAUGAGCCUCGUUCAUUGGAAAAUCACCUCAUCGUACGGGCUGGCAGACUUGAUAUUCUAUCUCAUCAGAGCGACGUUCAACCUGAUGGCCGUGGUGUGCGUACAUUCGCAAUACUCCACUUGGAAGGAAGAUAUUGCCAAUUCAGAAACGCUGAAAAGACUCGAACAUCUUCAUAUGAAUACCUUAACCAAAAAUCGUGGCAAAGCUACGACCGAUUCUACAACCUUGGCUUAUCACAACCCAGCGUUCGUUUCGUCAGCUGAGCCUACAAUGUCCAUACCGCUUUCUGCGUCGCCGACGUUGCUCCAAAGGUGA